Messenger RNA from Nycticebus coucang (slow loris), 1811 nucleotides. RefSeq names its product junctional adhesion molecule 2 (gene JAM2). Gene Ontology annotation, biological process: leukocyte tethering or rolling. Gene Ontology annotation, cellular component: tight junction; cell surface; protein complex involved in cell adhesion. Bases 215 to 940 code for a protein of 241 amino acids. The transcript has 7 exons. The record is from RefSeq and is a predicted model, not a curated record. NCBI's taxonomy places the organism in Eukaryota, Metazoa, Chordata, Mammalia, Primates, Lorisidae.
ACCCAAAAAGAGAAGCCGGGAUCCCCUGUCCCAGGGCGAGAAGACCUGCGCCCCUGGAAGGGAGAGACUGACAUCGCACCGAGACCCCCCCAUUGGCUCCCUGACUGUGUCCUGUGCUCCCGCCUCGAAGUUCACUGGCCCCCUCCCGGCCUCCGGCGCUCCGGCCGCGGGGACCCUCGACCUCGGCGGAGCAGCUUGCUCGGGCCCCGGGAAGAUGGCGAGGAGGAGCCGCCACCGCCUCCUCCUGCUGCUGCUGCGCUACCUGGUGGUCGCCCUGGGCUAUCAUAAGGCUUAUGGAUUCUCUGCCCCAAAAGACCAACCAGUCACGGCGAUAGAGUACCAAGAGAUUAUUUUAGCCUGUAAAACCCCAAAGAAGACCGUUUCCUCCAGAUUAGAGUGGAAGAAACUGGGGCGGAGCGUCUCCUUUGUCUAUUACCAGCAGGCUCUGCAAGGUGAUUUUAAAGAUCGAGCUGAGAUGAUAGAUUUCAAUAUUCGGAUCAGAAAUGUUACAAGAAAUGAUGCUGGAAAAUAUCGUUGUGAAGUUAGUGCCCCAUCUGAGCAAGGCCAAAACCUGGAAGAGGAUACAGUCACUCUAGAAGUGUUAGUGGCCCCAGCAGUUCCAUCAUGUGAAGUGCCCACUUCUGCUCUGAGUGGAACUGUGGUGGAGCUACGAUGUCAGGACAAAGAGGGGAAUCCAGCUCCCGAAUACACAUGGUUUAAGGAUGGGAUCCCUUUGCAAGGGAGUCCAAAACUUGGCUCCCAAAUCACCAACAGCUCGUACAUAAUGAAUGCAAAAUCUGGAAUUCUGCAAUUUAACACUAUUUCCAAACUGGACUCUGGAGAAUAUUCCUGUGAAGCCCGUAAUUCUGUUGGAUAUCGCAGAUGUCCUGGGAAACGAAUGCAAGUAGAGACAGAGUCUCACUGUACCGCCCUCGGGUAGAGUGCCAUGACGUCACACGGCUCACAGCAACCUCUAACUCUUGGGCUUACGCGAUUCUCUUGCCUCAGCCUCCCGAGCAGCUGGGACUACAGGCACCCGCCACAACGCCCGGCUAUUUUUUUGUUGCAGUUUGGCAGGGGCUGGGUUUGAACCCGCCACCCUCGGCAUAUGGGGCCAGCGCCCUACUCACUGAGCCACAGGCGCCACCUCCCUGAUACUUAGUUUUAUAGAAUAACUGGCACAUGUUUUCUUUGAGGCUGAGUUUUUCAUUAUUUUUAUUUGUGAAAUUGACACAGGUGGUAAUGUAGAAGAUUUUUAAGUAACUCAAUGAACUUCAAAGAUUUCCUUUUAGCCAAAUAUCUAACUCUGUGAAUUUUACACAUCUCCAAAUGAAUGCAGGAGAAUGCCAUUCACAUUUGGUUUCUGAUUGGUGGAUCUUUUUAAAAUUUGAUAAUUCUUAUCAAACUUAAGUUCUGUUAAUAUUUUUAGUCAAAUUUGGGCCAUGCCCUGUGCUUUAGGUGAACAGCUUCAAAAGCGUGAAACUAUGCUGCAUGGUAUAACUGCAAAGUGGAGCUUUUUUGAACCUUUUUCAUUUAAUGAUUGCAUAUGUACAUCUGUUUAAAUAAAUUUAUGCCUUGAUACCAGCCUGAAUUGUAAGACGAAUUCCAUUCAGGAUGAUGCUAAGAGAGUUUCUGUCUCUUUUUCUGCAUUGCUGAGCAUCACUUAAUCCCUUCUUUUAUUUUCAAAGAUUGAGUUUUCCAAGCCUCACAGAAAAAGAUGGGAGAGGAGGAGUGAAAAAGUUUGUCAACACAUUUCUUAUGAAAUAAAACUUAAAAGAAAAAGAAAAAAAUAAAAUAAAUUUAUGCAUGGU